AUGAGUAAGUUGAAGGUAUUGAACAAGUAUCUAGAUGGGAUCAAAAGUUAUGAGCUGAAAAGUCUUGGACUCAUGUUGGGUUCAAUUCAAACAGGCACUAAAAAGCAGUUGAAAGAAGGUCUGAAUGAACAAAUGGUCAAGCUAAACACUUUGCUUAAGCUUAAGGACUCCAAGAGUGGAUUAAAAGUUAUGGGUAUUGAUUUGGGGAUUGCAAAUUUUGCAUUCACUACCUUUCAUUGGGAUAAAGGAAUGGAAAGACCGAUGUUGAAAGAGAUGUACAAGGUCCAAUUGGCAGGUGAUUUCGUGAAUUUGAACGAAGGUGAGAUCACACCACCAUUACGUCCGGAGGUAAUGGCAACAUUGGGUCUAAAUUUAGCUAAUUGGCUUACGCGGUUUAGCUGUAAUGCCUAUUUCAUCGAAAGGCAGAGAUCAAGAAGUGCAUCUUCUUCUACAAUCUUAGAGAAUAUUCUCAAAGUAAUGAUAUUGGAGUACGUGCUUUAUUCUAACUUACAAAAUAGAAUUGUUAGUGAAUCGUUACCUAUCCAUCUUUUUCCAUCGCUUCCGAAGCGUAUGGUUGAUUUUACAUGUUCAGGCAUCCCAAUUGAAGAGCUAAUCAAGGCUCAUUCAAUCCAGAAAAGAGAAAAGUCUAAGUCAAAACUAAAUCCUACGUCUAAUGUCCUAUCUAAGAAGGUACGAAUAGCAUUGUGUAGAUCGCUAAUAUAUGAUCAAAUAUCUGGCAAAGAGAGACAAUUUUUCAAGUUCGAUUUGGAUCCUGAUUUCAAAGAGAUUUUGGAUGGUUACGAAGGUGAUAAAUCAUCAGUCAAUUUCUAUGAAAUCUCAAAGGGUUCUGCGAUGGAUCUUGACUUUCGACAAAGGAACAAAAACGAUGAUCUAUGUGAUUCGUUAUUGCAUGGUUUUGUAUGGUUGGAAUGGCUUGCCAAUUACAACACAUUGUUGAAAUUUGUAGAUAAACAUGCAAAUUAUACUACCGCUAGCCAAGAUCAAUUCCAACAAUUAAUCAAGGAUUUCGUUACAUCCCAUGAUUCUUUCAUGUCAAAUGUAAUAAAAUCAAUUUGA
Molecule: messenger RNA, 1077 nt
Organism: Kluyveromyces lactis
Lineage: Eukaryota; Fungi; Ascomycota; Saccharomycetes; Saccharomycetales; Saccharomycetaceae
Gene: CCE1
Product: cruciform cutting endonuclease
Exons: 1
Coding region: 1-1077 (358 amino acids)
Cellular component (GO): mitochondrion
Molecular function (GO): Y-form DNA binding; crossed form four-way junction DNA binding; flap-structured DNA binding
Source: RefSeq, a predicted model, not a curated record